CUGUAAGUAGUUGUAAGUUUAUAAACAGAAUCACCCACCAUUCUUUCUUGUUCUUCCUCCAAAAAGUUGAAGAAAAUGGGAAGAUCACCAUGCUGUGACAAGGUGGGAUUGAAGAAAGGUCCAUGGACUCCUGAUGAAGAUCAGAAGCUCAUGGCUUAUAUUCAAGAACAUGGCCAUGGAAGCUGGAGAUCUUUGCCUUCUAAGGCUGGGCUGCAAAGAUGUGGGAAGAGUUGCAGAUUAAGAUGGAUAAACUAUCUUAGACCUGAUAUUAAGAGAGGAAAAUUCAGUCUUCAAGAAGAACAGACCAUUAUUCAGCUUCAUGCUCUUUUGGGUAACAGGUGGUCGGCCAUAGCUACUCAUUUAUCAAAGAGAACCGACAAUGAAAUCAAAAACUAUUGGAAUACCCAUCUUAAAAAACGGCUAAUUAAAAUGGGAAUUGAUCCAAUGAGUCACAAGCCGAAAAACGAUACUAUUUUGUCCAAAAGUGGUUGCUUGAAGAUCACAACCAAUUUGAGUCACAUGGCUCAGUGGGAGAGUGCCAGGCUCGAAGCUGAAGCUAGAUUGGUGAAGCAAUCUAAGAUUCAGUCAAUGAGCCUGAACCCACUCCCUAUGCAAUUGAACUCGAGUGCGUGUUCAAUGACCUCAACAAUUGGGCCACCUUCUGAGUACCUUGAUCUAGAUAAGGAUAUUGUACAUGAAAAAGGUAAUGAAGUCUGGGAAUAAAAUAUUGAGAAUGAAAUGGAGAAGUUUGAUGACUUGACCAUACCGGCCAUAGAUAACACAUGGACGACUCAACCAUUACAGACAAGCAACAAUGACGAUGAUCAUGUCUCGAAUUGCGAUUUCUUGGAGCAUUUUACUGAUCUUUUGCUUCGUAGUUCAAACUUUAAUGACCAUUGCGGUUAUACUAAAGGCGACAAUUCUAAUAUUGGUCUUAUUUGUGGUGAAAAACUGAUCGAGCCUACUGAAAAUGUCAAGGAUUCUUACGACGAAAACAACAAGAUUUAGCGAGAAUAACAUUCUUCUUAUGAUGAAUUCUUCGCCAUCUAAUUCUCUUAUGUUUUAGGGAAACAACUCUAUAGUCUCUACCAUUGUGUUCAUGUUUUUUCCUGAUUUUUCAAAAGUUGUAAAAUGGUUGCAAAUGUGUAUUGUAAUAUGCAAGUUGAUUUGUAGUGCUUA
Helianthus annuus (common sunflower) is the source of this 1179-nucleotide messenger RNA. RefSeq names its product transcription factor MYB106. The record is from RefSeq and is a predicted model, not a curated record. Lineage: Eukaryota; Viridiplantae; Streptophyta; Magnoliopsida; Asterales; Asteraceae.